Boleophthalmus pectinirostris (great blue-spotted mudskipper) is the source of this 7284-nucleotide messenger RNA. RefSeq names its product diacylglycerol kinase delta-like. Gene Ontology annotation, biological process: lipid phosphorylation; diacylglycerol metabolic process; intracellular signal transduction. The record is from RefSeq and is a predicted model, not a curated record. Gene Ontology annotation, molecular function: protein homodimerization activity; protein heterodimerization activity; ATP-dependent diacylglycerol kinase activity. The transcript is spliced from 31 exons. NCBI's taxonomy places the organism in Eukaryota, Metazoa, Chordata, Actinopteri, Gobiiformes, Gobiidae. Bases 42 to 3881 code for a protein of 1279 amino acids.
GCACGGGGGCGCUCUCCGCUCUGAGGCUCCGGGGCUGGAGGAUGGCGGAGGCAGGGGGCCCGCAGUCCGCCGCUGCCCGAGCCGUGGACGAGUCCUCGGACAGUGAACCGGAGCAGGAGCCCGGAUCCCCGCAGAAACUCAUCCGCAAAGUGUCCACCUCCGGCCAGAUCCGCAGCAAGACGGUUCUGAAGGAGGGGACGCUCCUCAAACAGACCAACUCGUUCCAGCGCUGGAAGAGAAGAUACUUCAAACUGAGAGGACGCACCCUGUACUACGCCCAGACGGCCAAGUCGAUCAUUUUUGACGAGGUGGAUUUGACCGACGCCAGUGUCGCCGAGUCCAGCACCAAGAACAUCAACAGCAGCUUCACCGUGAUCACUCCGUGCAGGCGUCUGAUUCUUUGCGCCGACAGCAGGAAGGAGAUGGAGGAGUGGAUCACAGCUCUGCGCAGCGUCCAGAACCGAGACAACUACGAGGCGUCUCAGCUGAGCGUAGAUCUCUUCAGUGGGAUGCAUAACUGGUUCGCUUGUUCUCACGCUCGUCCGACCUACUGCAACGUCUGUAGAGAAGCUCUGUCCGGAGUCACGUCCCACGGCCUCUCCUGCGAAGUGUGUAAGUUUAAAGCUCACAAACGCUGCGCCGUCAGAGCCACAAACAACUGCAAAUGGACGACUCUGGCAUCAGUGGGAAAAGACAUAAUCGAAGACGAGGACGGGGUGUGGAUGCCUCACCAGUGGUUGGAGGGGAACCUUCCUGUCUCGGCCAAAUGCAGCGUCUGUGACAAAACGUGUGGAAGUGUCCUGAGACUGCAGGACCUCAGGUGUCUGUGGUGUAAAGCCAUGGUGCACUGGAGUUGUAGGGAGCAGUUGUCUGUGAAGUGUCCUCUGGGUCAGUGUAAAGUUUCUGUGAUUCCGCCCACGGCUCUGAACAGCAUCGACUCAGACGGGUUCUGGAAGGCGUCGUGUCCUCCCUCCUGCACGUCUCCGCUCCUCGUCUUCGUCAACUCCAAAAGUGGAGACAAUCAGGGAGUCAAGUUUCUCCGACGAUUCAAACAACUCCUCAACCCGGCACAAGUGUUCGACCUGAUGAACGGAGGACCUCACCUCGGGCUGCGUCUGUUCCAGAGGUUCGACACCUUCAGGAUCCUGGUGUGUGGAGGAGACGGGAGCGUGGGCUGGGUCCUGUCCGAGAUCGACGCCCUCAUGCUCCACAAGCAGUGUCAGCUGGGCGUGCUUCCUCUGGGGACGGGGAAUGACCUGGCUCGGGUUCUGGGUUGGGGCGCCGCCUGUGACGACGACGCUCAGCUGCCUCAGAUCCUGGAGAAACUGGAACGAGCCUCCACCAAGAUGCUCGACAGGUGGAGUAUUAUGGUGUAUGAGACUAAGUUGCCGCGGCAACACUCCACGUCGACGGUGACAGAGGAGUGCAGCGAUGACUCAGAGGUCCCUCAGAUCCUGACUUACGAGGACUCGGUGGCGGCUCAUCUGUCUAAGAUCCUGACCUCGGACCAGCACUCUGUGGUCAUCUCCUCUGCAAAGGUUCUGUGUGAGACGGUGAAGGACUUCGUGGCUCGAGUUGGAAAAGCGUAUGAGAAAAACACCGAGAGCUCAGAGGAGUCUGAGGCUAUGGCCAAAAAGUGCUCGGUGUUGAAGGAGAAGCUGGACUCUCUUCUGAAGACUCUGAGUGAAGAGUCUCAGGCGUCGGUCGUCCCUCAGGCCCCGCCCCCCGCCGCCAUCGCCAAGGAGGUGGGCGGGGUCAUCGCGGAGGAGCAGGAAGUGGGCGGCGUCCUGCUGGUGACCGCGCCCCCUCCCAACCCCGCCCCCUGCUCGCCCCCCCGCCCCAGCGCCUCGGCCAUCUUCAAACCCCGAGAACAACUGAUGCUCCGAGCAAACAGCCUGAAGAAAGCCCUGAGACAGAUCAUCGAGCAGACCGAGAGAGCGGUGGACGAGCAGAAUGCGCAGACGCAGCACGGAUUCUGUCCUGACCCGGCAGAACCCAACCAGGACUCACACCGGGACCCACAGCCUCCACUCAGUCCGGUUAUAGACCAGGACUCGGGGCACCCCCUGAGUCCAGGUCUGGACCAGGACUCAGAUCACCCCCUGAGUCUGGGUCUGGACCAGGACUCGGUUCUGAAGGAGGAAGAGGAGGAUCAGCUCUCCCUGCAGUCUCAGUACAGCUGCAAGACCCGAUCACACCGCAGAGUGAGUAAAACUCCAUGUGAGAAGCUCAUCUCUAAAGGAGGCGUGUCUCUGGGCAGCUCCGCAUCACUUCCUGUCCACACAGGAAGUAGAGAGUUCAUCCCCCUCGGCUCCAAGAUCCUGUAUCCAGGUCUCAGGGCGGGGUUGUGUGGGUCUCUGUCCUCAGGGUCUGUGAUCAGUCGUCUGUUUGUGAACACGGAGCCGUUCAGCUGUGACCCGGACAACCUAGAUUGUUUCACGGAGAAAUGUGUCAUGAACAAUUAUUUUGGCAUCGGACUCGACGCAAAGAUCUCCCUGGACUUUAACAACAAGAGAGACGAGCACCCCGAGAAGUGCAGGAGCCGCACCAAGAACAUGAUGUGGUACGGAGUGUUAGGAACCAAAGAACUGCUCCACAGAACCUACAAGAAUCUGGAGCAGAAGGUCCUGCUGGAGUGUGACGGGCGGCCCAUCCCGCUCCCGUCGCUCCAGGGCAUCGCCGUCCUGAACAUCCAGAGCUACGCCGGAGGAACCAACUUCUGGGGAGGAACCAAAGAAGACGAGACCUUCACGGCUCCGUCGUUUGAUGAUAAAGUUCUGGAGGUGGUUGCAGUUUUUGGGACGAUGCACGUGGCCGUGUCCAGAGUCAUCAACCUGCAGCACCACCGCAUCGCCCAGUGUCGUACGGUGAAGAUCACCAUCCUGGGGGAGGAGGGGGUCCCGGUGCAGGUGGACGGUGAGGCCUGGGUCCAACCGCCGGGAUUCAUCAGGAUCCUCCACAAGAACCGAACCCAGACCCUGACCAGAGACCGGGCGUUCGAGAGCACGCUGAAGUCGUGGGAGGACAAACAGAGGUCGGACUUCCCUCGACCUCAGACUCAGACCGAGGUUCUGUCUGAAGAAGAAGCGACGCUCAUCAGCGAGUUCGGACAAACGGCAGGAGCGCUCAUCCACAGUAUCCGGGAGGUGGCGCAGCUGCACAGUCGUCUGGAGCAGGAGCUCGCUCACGCCGUCAACGCCUCGUCUAAAGCCAUGGACGUGGUCUACAAGGACAGAACCAACCCCGGGACUCUCAGACGUUCUGUGGUGGUACAGAUGGUCUCCAACGUCAAAGCUCUGCUCAGUGAAACAGAACUACUGCUGUCAGGAAACAUGUCCCUGCAGUUGGAACGCUCUCAUCAGGAGCAGUUGUCGUCUGCGUUGGCGUCGCUUUCGUCUCAGAUUCGGCGUCUGUCAGACGUGUCCUGGCUCCUCCCCCUCAUCGAGCCCACGGACGCCGAGGGCGCUCUGUCGGACUUCUCCAAAAGGGGGCGCUCGGCCAAGUUUCGCCUCGUCCCCAAAUUUAAGAAGGAAAAGAACAACAAGAACAAAGAGACCAGCGCCUGCCUCGCCCUGCCAGUGCACCUGUGGGGGACGGAGGAGGUGGGGGCGUGGCUCUGUGUGUCUGUGUCUCACCUGGUGACAUCACUUCCUGUUGCAGUGCACCUGUGGGGGACGGAGGAGGUGGGGGCGUGGCUGGAGGCUCUGGCUCUGUCUGAGUACAGGGAGAUCUUCAGUGGACACGACGUGAGAGGAGCCGAGCUGCUGUCGCUGGAGAGGAGGGACCUGAAGGAUCUGGGAGUGACUAAAGUGGGGCACAUGAAGAGGAUCCUCCAGGGCAUCAGAGAGCUGCACCGGAGCAGCAGCGCCAGCGAAGCCUGAGUGUGUGGUGGUUGCCGUCGUUCUUUUGCUGCUAUCGAGCUCCGGCUCCUGACCCCGGCGUGACCCUUUGACCUCACAGAUGACCCCUGACCCCCGGGGCUCUCCGCUCGGACCCACCAGUGCCUUCUGAACCGGACCAAACACCGAACAGAACCGCGCGGUCUCACGGGGUCCAGGCUCGGUCCAGAGAAACAACACACCAACCAAACACCGUCGAAGUGUCACAGUCCAUCGAAAACAGGUCCAGUUUGUACGGAGGGUUUUUUUUUAGUUUCGUCUUCGUCGCGCUGGGAUCACGUCAGACACAAGACGCCGUUUACUCAAGCGACUUUUCCCAACUUUUGCUUCAUCACAGUUCACCCAAAGUUUGUCUCGACGCCCGACGAGAAUCCACGACCAGUUCACCUUGAAAAAAAGUCCGUCUAUGAGGUCACCGAAAAAAGAAGAGGAGAGGAAAAGGAGCGAAGGCGAACGAAAGUCUGACGUAAACUGUUUGAUAUUUAUCGAUGUUUUCUCCCAGCUCCAGCUCAAAAACUCUACGAACAAAUCUCAGGGUUUAAAAAGUUCACGAUUCUGAACGACUUCAACAGAGAGAAACCCUCACGAGACGACUGGAUUUCAAAAAACGGGCGACACGGUGUGAUUUUUGGCAAUUUUUGAGCUGAUUUUUCCAUCGUGCGACUGUCUAUGGAUUGAGUUUAAACAUGAGGUAACGAGAACCGAUCAAUCCCUCAGGACCAGCUCCUGAAUCAUAGGUCGCAGGAAAAUCAAACCUGUAUUACCGAACGUAAACCGUGUGAUAUUUUCGAUGGUUUCACUCGGCUCCAGCUCAAACUCUACGACCAAAUCUCAGGGUUUAAAAGUUCACAGCUCACGAUUCAUGUUCAACAGAGAGAAACCCUCACGAGAGGCGACUGGAUUCAGACAGGUUUGAUUUUUCUGCGACCGAUGAUUGUCAGUCAGGAUCUGGUCGUGAGGGAUUCAUCGAUUCUCGUUACCCCAGGUUUAAACUCGAUCCAAAAACAGUCGCACGAUGGAAAAAUCAGCUCAAAAAUGGCCAAAAAUCACACAGUGUUGCCCGGUUUUUGAAAUCCAGUCGUCUCGUGAGGGUUUCUCUCUGUCGAAGUCGUUCACAAUUGUGAACUUUUUAAACCCUGAGAUUUGUUCGUAGAAUUUGGGCUGGAGCUGAGAGAAAACAUCGAAAAUAUCGCACAGUUUACGUCCGGCUUUAGUUCGCCUUCGCUCCUUUUCCUCUUCUCUUCUUCUGUUGGCAACCUCAUCAACGGACUUUCUUUUGCGGUGAACUGGUCGUGGAUUCUCGUCGACCGUCAAGACAGGUUUGAUUUUCCUGCGACCCACGGUUCAGGAGCUGGUCCUGAGAGAUUCAUCGUUUCUCAUUACUCCAUGUUUACGACACGAAGCACGACAAACAAUUAAGACAAAACUCGAUUCUAAAAAACAGUCGCACGAGGGAAAAAUCAUCUCUAAAAGGACCAAAAAUCGCACAGUGUCGCCCGACUUUAGGUGAUUCUCGGAGAUUCCUUCCAGCGAUGGCGCGACUUGAGCAGAUAAAGGGUCUAGACCAGGGCUGGGCAAACUUUCUGACUCGUGGGCCACAAAGGUUCUAAAAUGUGACCGAAGAGCCGGACCAGGAGCAGAUGGACGGAGUUUUUUGGUGAUCCACCUCGUAAGAGAAAAAAAUAACCUGGGAAAUGUAGAAAACAGCUCCAGUCAUCUUUACAGACAGGUAAAAAAAUGGCAUAAAACGCCGCACCUCAACGAAGUCGACUGGAUCUAAAGUGCACCAUCUGUUGGUAAACUCCGGAAUUGCAGGGAAAAUAAAACUUUAACGAGGUUUAUGAUUAUCAUUACUGUUAUUAUUAUUAUUAUUAUUUAUUAAAGUUCGACGGUCCGUAGUUCGUCCACCCCGGUCUAGAAUGACGCGUCGGUCGCUGAAAUCACUUCUGGACAGGAAACUUCAACAGCGAUUCGUUCGGCGAUUUGUUCAACAUUUCGUUCAACAAUUUGUUUAUCGAUUCGUUCAUCGAUUCGUUCAGUGAUGUGUUCAACAUUGCAUUCAGAGAUUCGUUCAGCCAUUUGUCCAGCGAUUCGUUCAUCAAUGCAUUCGGCGAUGCGUUCAACAUUUCGUUCAACAUUUCGUUCAGCGAUUCAUUCAACAUUUCGUUCAUUGAUUUGUUCAACAUUUCGUUCAACAAUUUAUCGAUUCGUUCAGCAAGUUAUUCAACAUUUCGUUCAGCGAUUCGUUCAACAUUUCGUUCAGCGAUUCGUUCACGUGCAGCGUCUGUAAUCGUGAUUUCAGCGUAAGGAGGAUGAGGAAGAAUUUCUACUGAGGAUCUGAGGAGCAGAAAAAAGGACAAACAGUCGCCGUGUUUCUGUUUCCUUCUAAAAUCCUCCGUACAAACUUUAAAGAUUCGUCAAACAUGAAUCAGUCCAAACACAAGUCCAGAGGAUCAGAGAGAAGAAACGACGAGGACAUGGGUCAAAGGUCAAUUAUCAGUCAGGGAUCAGCUCGAAUCCACGUGGCACCAAAACCACACGGGACAAAAAAAACAACUUUACUUUCACUUUCAACUGUUGUCAACCAGCACUGAAACUGUCGGAUUCCUGAAACUCAAACGGACUGAACACGGGGAGGGCAUCUGACACACCUCCUGUUUUUAUAAUCUCUGGUUUCGUUCCUGGAUUCUCGUGAGACUGAAUUGUGGUUGGUGUUUUUUUUUUUUGAUUGACGGCAGCUCGGCCCAAUCGCAGCCAUUCCCCGUGACCACACCCCUUUAAACUGGACCACUGUGACCAAUCAGAGACGAGGCGUUUAUCUGUGGACGUUUUUCUAUUAAACUCGUAUUUAUUGUGGUUUCUCACAGACUGUGGACUUUAAACGAGAGGACACGAGCGAGCGAGUCUGCCCCCUGCAGGACCACGCCGCGACUGCCCCCCGCAUAUCGUCUACGGAACCAAACCUGCUGAAGCGGCGUUUUGAAAACACUGAAGAGGAAGUAUUUACCUUUGUGGGUUUUACAGAGGGGUAUUUACCUCUGCUCCUCGUUUGGAUUUACCCCACAGAAGUAAAUCCUCCUCUUUAAGGCGCUUUUAGACUCAGAGGACUCUGUUGGACUCGGAGGACUUGUGAGGACUCGUUUAGACUCCAGAGCCGCUCGGACACGUCUCUGUACAGACUCAUGUGACUCAGAUCCUCGGGGCCUUUAAUCCUGGACUCCAGUGCAGUGUCUCCUGUGACCUGUAGGGGGCAGACUCCGCUGGGACUCGUCUGUCCUGACCUGUAGGGGGCAGUAUUUGUUCUUGUAUUAAAUGUAGUGAUGUCAUAAAUGUGUUUUUGUUUGACCUUUGACCCGAUUCUGCCUUAAACUGUCUCUGGGCCAAA